CCAUCCACUGUCGGCUUAUGAACCUGAUAGGAAGCCGCUAUCCGAAGAAACGUUGCUGCCUCUUUUUCCCAUCCGCUAGAAAAAGCUCAUCGGCCAAGAUGGCGGAACGGAGUGUUCAACUACUGUUGUUACUCAUGCAGGGUUGCUGUAUUCUAGCUGUAGAACUGAGCACCAACAACCAAAAUCCUGUGGUGCAGGAACAUCAGAGUGUUGAGUUGUCCUGUAUAAUUACCAGCACUAAAACAAAUGAUCCCAGAAUUGAAUGGAAAAAAAUCAAGAAUGAUGAUGCAGAUUAUGUAUACUUUGAGAAACGCAUCCAAGGUGAACUAGAAGGCCGAGCUCGCAUACAGUCAAAAAGCUCUCUCUUUAUUCAAAAUACCAGCCGAACAGAUAACGGGAAGUACCGAUGUGAAGUGGCUGCUCUUGAGGAUGACAAAAAGAUAUCAGAGAUUUAUAUCUCCUUGACUGUACAAGUGAAACCAAUGAGUCCACAAUGUAGGGUUCCAAAAGCAGUCCCAGUGGGCAAAUCUACAGUCCUUCACUGCCAAGAGAAUGAGGGCUACCCAAGGUCCCUGUAUCGCUGGUACCGCAACAGUGAAGCUCUACCUGAUGACUCAAAAUCCAGUUUAAAGUUUCAGAACUCAUCCUUUACACUUGAUCCUAAAACAGGUAUUCUGACAUUUACUGCAGUGAACAAAGGUGACAUGGGACGUUAUUACUGCAUUGCAAGUAACGAUGCUGGGUCGGCCAAAUGUGAGGAGCAAGAGCUGGAAGUCUAUGACUUGAAUAUUGGAGGCAUCAUAGGAGGUAUUCUUGUUGUACUUCUUGUACUGGCACUGAUAACAGGAGGUAUAUGUUGCGCAUACCGUAAAGGUUACUGUACAAGCAGCAGCACAUCCAGUGGGCAGAGCUACAAAAACCCAGCAAAACCAGAAGGUGUCAAUUACAUGAGGACAAAUGAUGAGGGCGAUUUCAGACACAAAUCUUCUUUUGUCAUAUGAAAUGCUGUGAUGCAAGGAAGGAGUUUUUCCCCGCCACUCCUCUCUUAACAUCUGCACUGCAAAGGUAGAAGGACAGAACAAGAGGAUAUGAACUCAAAAUAUUGCCAAAGUAUAUAACCAGUCCAUCCUCAGAACAGCUCUUCCCUUGUGGCUUACAGAGACUUGGGGAUAUUCGGCUCUGGUUUCUGGAGAAACAUUAUAGACGGUUGAACAAAUGAGCCAAUGCCUUCAUGGUUAAGUACUGGCCUUUUCAUUUUCCAUCAACUGUAUUAAUAAGAAGAUCACUGCCAAUUAUGGUUGCCACCUGGCCGGUAAAAAUUAUGGUUGAUCCCAAUGUUAUUGAUAGGGAAAAAAGAUAAAUAUAUAGGAAGGCCGGUAUUUUUUUUCCAAAAAAAGGUGGCAACCCUACUGCCAAUACUGAAAUGCCGUUGAACAUUCAGACAGCAGAUACUGUAAUAGGAACUUGAGCAUUUUUUGCCUUGGUUACAUGGCACAGAGGCUUCUGAAACUGGCGUUUCUUCAAACAUCCAUUCCUUAAAACUGACACCAAAGCACAUAUAGCUCAGCUCUGCCAUUCAGCAUCUAGCCUACAAACACUUAACCCCCCAGUGUUAUACUUAAGGAUUUGAACGUGUGUUUUGCUGCAUUUGGAAUUUUCCUUUCCAAGGCAUUUUGUUUUUAAAUAGCUUUUUGUGUGGAUCUGGUCCGACAUUAAUCAUAUUAUUUUUGUUGCUAUUGCUUCGGAGGGUGACCAAUUUUGAUUAUGCAGAAAAUACCCAAUCUGGAUUUAUUCUUCUGCACAAAGGAACAACAACAACAAAGGACUUUGAGAUCACGAUAUAAUGGAGAAGUGAGCAUCUUUUAUAUUUACCCAGCAGUUAAAGGCCAUGGAAUGUCCCAUCUGGCAAUCUUUAAUGUUUUGGUUACUACACAUUGAAGGCUUUGUAUAUUGUGGUAAAAGGCUGGUCCUGUUUAUUGUGUACUCUAAUAAGUAGUAUAAGGACAAGAAUGCAAUUUUCAGGAUAUAAUCAGGUUUUGAUAAAGUUUUUUUUUUCCCUAUACACAUUUUUGGAAUAAGUAUAAAUAUAGAACAAACCAGUAGUACCUCUAGGCCAUUGAAGUGCUAUAUUUGUAAUGAGUUAAAUUAUUUAAUGCUGUAUUUGGACACUGUCGGCUGCAUACAAUGGUAAAUUGUAUAUGUUUUUAUCUCAUUCUACAAGUACUAACUUGGAUGCUUCAAUAGGAAUGCAUUACUCUUAACUGCUUCUCAGCACAUCAGAAUGAAUGAGAGAAACUAUGCCUAUAGGCCUGUGCUGCUGGUAUAGUCUGCCAAUAAACUCGGUCCGUUUCUUCAUUUUAAAAUAACAUUUAUAGCCAGGUAGAAAGCAGCACUCAAAUGAGGCAGUUUAUAUUAUAGUUAUCUAUAGAAUACAAAUGAAAUGCCAACUAGAAUUUCACCACGUACAGUCUAUGAUGAGUGCUAAGACUACAGACACACAGUAAGAUUUGUUGCACACGGUAGUGUUGAUUUUUUUUUUUUUUUUUUAAAGGAAUGACCAUAUAAUAUACUGUUGAGCUGUACUGGUAAAACUAGUGUAUUUGCAUCAGAAACACAACUAUAGUUUAUAUAAAAAAAAAUUGCUGUGUAGCCAUGGGGGCAGCCAUUCAAGCACAGGAUAUAUAGUAGAUAACACAAGUUGUAGAAUCCCAUGCUACAGAACCUAUGUUAUCUGAUGUGUAUCCUGUGCCUUUUCUCCUUUUCAGCUUUGAAAAUGGCUAUACACAGGUGCGCUCCGCCAAUGAGGCGAGCUGAGGCGCUCGCCUCAGGCGGCAGCGCCAGAUAAGUUUCCAGGGGC
This is a messenger RNA of Xenopus laevis (African clawed frog), 2857 nucleotides long. It is a transcript of the gene jam3.S, whose product is annotated as junctional adhesion molecule 3 S homeolog. The coding region runs from base 18 to 1001 and encodes 327 amino acids. Gene Ontology annotation, molecular function: protein homodimerization activity; protein heterodimerization activity; integrin binding. NCBI's taxonomy places the organism in Eukaryota, Metazoa, Chordata, Amphibia, Anura, Pipidae. The transcript is spliced from 9 exons. The record is from RefSeq and is a predicted model, not a curated record. Gene Ontology annotation, biological process: cell-cell adhesion; cell adhesion; cell migration. Gene Ontology annotation, cellular component: protein complex involved in cell adhesion; cell-cell contact zone; bicellular tight junction.